GACCAGAGAUGAACAACCAGACGACCAAUUGGAGUGGAGUGGCUGUCCUGCCUUGCGUGAAGUUGGUUGCGGAGAAGGAAUCGUAGUUUAGUUUGCUUGGUUCCACCUUAGAAUUCUCUGAAAAUAUCAAAUGAGUGGUAAUACUUUGAGGCUUGGAAAAUGUGUUUAUAUGUAUUAAUUCAAAACUUGAAAUUAUACGCAGCUAUAUCUGACUUCAGUAAUGAUUUCGCAUUACUCUGCAUGUUUAGCAACAUUUUAUAGUAAACAAAGAACAGCUGACUGUCGCAAAAGGUGUAAGAAACUGGGCAGGAAAAAGUAAAAUCACACUCCAAGUGAACAAAGAAGAAGAAUUACAGUGGAGAAUAACAUUAAACAUUCUGUAACUAUAUUAAAAGUCAUGAAUUACCAAUCGGGAAGGGAGCCCGGAAACUUAAAACAUGAACGCGAGGUCACAGAUUUUUGAAUUGACUGUCGAAGGUCGUCAGGUUGAUGAAGCAGUUGCAAGUAUUUUUCACACUGUACUUUUUCAUCGUUCAGUGGGUAAAUUUCAAUACAAACAAGAAGGCAGCUAUUCUGUGGGGACUAUUGGAUAUGCAGAUGUUGACUGCGACUUCAUCGAUUUUACCUAUGUUUGUUGUUCCUCUGAUGACCUGGACAGGAAUUUAAAAAGGGAGAUAUCAGUAUUUUCUGAAGCUUUGCGUGGAAAUGAUGGACCUGGGUCAGGUCAAAUUUCACUUGAAUUCUUCCAGAAGAAAAAGAAUAGAUGGCCCUUUCAGCCAGAACGUAUUCCAUGGGAAGUUUGGACUGUGAGACUUGAGCUUAUUAAACUUAAUAAUGAACAUGAACGGCAGGUAUGCAGGGAGAGGGUAGGUGAUAUGCUGACUGAAAAAAUCCUCUAUAUUGCUGAAGUGAUGAAUAGGCAUGACUAUGUUCCAAAAAUGCCAAAUCAGUCAGAGUUGGACCUCAUUUUUGACACAUCUUAUGCAGAUGUGCAGCCAUAUUUAUUUAGGGUCGGAUUUGCAACGUCUACUCCCACAAAUACAUCCGUAGGCACAACUGUGAAGAAAUUAAUCAAGGAGACAUUAUCUCUCUGAAUUCAGGCGUGGGUCAGAAUGCACUACAAAGUUCUGAGCUAGUUUGGCCUUCUAUAAACACUUUGAGUAUCUUGCUCAUAGUAUGAACUGUGAAUUUGUGUGUGUGUGUGUGUGGAGGAAUUUAUCUGUUAUAAUAAUUAAAUUUUAAUUAUUUUAUUUUCCUAGCAUUGUUUUCUAGAACUGUAAAUAAUGUAUGAUGAUUUUUGUUAGUGUAUAUGUGAGUGUUUUUUGAAGACCAUUAUAAAAUAAAGUAGUUGUGGAUGAUAAUGGGUAAUAGCAGGAUUAGAACUAGUUUAUCUUUCAGAUUUAUAAUGCAUUUUAAUGCGCUUUUAAAUAUUAGUCCUGUAUAAGGUAAUAACUUCUAGUCCCAAAUACAUUUUUUGUUACAUUGCAGCUGUUGGUCCUCAGUGAUCCAUUUCUUGACUACUUAGUUUCUCUCUUAUUGUUUUUAAAAUAAUGCAACUUAUAACAUUUUAAAUUUUUUUAUUAAUCCACGUCACUGAAAGAGUUUCUCCGAUGCAUUAUGGAUUGUAUUAUUGCAUUUUGCACUUCUCAUAUGCUUUUCAUACGCACACAUUUACAAAUGAAAAUCACUUACAUUACUUUUAAACCAUUUUGAAUAAUGGGCCACACCAAUGAUGAUUAGUUUUGCAAGAAACAUUGUCGUAAGGAAGGUUACUAUAAAUUGUGUUAAAAUUUAAUUGUGACAUUAUUUCUUUCAGAUUAAUGAGUUUUUAUUGCAUCAUCCAGGUAUCUUUAUAUAGUACUGGAGUUGGCUUAUGAUACUGUACUUAUCUUGCCACAAUGAAGUAUUACAUAUGAAUAUCUGGACAGGCCUUGUGCUUAGAAAAAUAUUUCUGUCACUUGUAAAAUUAAUUGUUUGGGUUUCAAAAGCAGGUGGCCUAAUAAAAGGGGGGGAACAUUUAGAGGUUAGUAUGGUAUAGAAACUGAAUAAAUUACAAACUUCAGUUAUGUGCAAAACAACAGCAUAUUAUAAAACUAAGUAGCAAUUAGUAUCUUAUAUUUAUUAGUUUAAUGUCAUAUGUAUGUAUGUACAUAUGUUAACUGUGUGAAAUCAAUUAGUGAAAAGAUGUUUCAUAUUGCAAACAGAACAUUUCCCAGAUAUGAUGGAAAUUAUUUUUUGGAAAUAUGUUUUAUGGUGCACUCUGAAAAUAAUUAAGAAAUUAUUAUGAUUAUGAUAGUGAAUUCUCAAGGGAAAUAGUACCUCUGAAAUAUUGGAAGAUGUCUUGCUUCUGACAUGGUGUACUGUAAAAGUCUUACUUACUGUUAUGACGUCUGUGGGCGUGUAUUUAUUCGCUACACUCUUUAUAAUUUAUCCAGCCAAAAAGAAAAACUGGUUUUAAUUCCAUUUCAUGUAUUUAUUUAGACAGAUUACCUGGUCAAAUUCAGGCCCAGAAGCUUUGAAAUAUGGUCCGUUUGGACACAGAAAAUGUAGGAAUGCAUCAUUCCUUCAGUAUUAAGAGGUUUAGAAUUAUUGUAUCAGUUUUUGGCUUGCACCAUAGAAUAUAAAACAGCAUUAACAUGAAUUUACAUUAUGACUGAUAACUGAUUAAUAAUACCAAAACAUGCACAGCCAUUAAGCCAGGCAGUUAUAUUAGUAGAAAAGUUGAGUAUGAAAGAUUUACUGAUGUAACGCAGAACCAAUAAUUAUAUUUUCUCAGGUUCCAGGUGGACAAAUUACAUGUUGCAUUAUGGACAGUACCGUGAUAUUCUUUACGUCUUGAACAGUGCAUUUUAUAUGAAAAGUUUGUAGAGCAAACAUUCAUUUUUUGAGGGAGUACAAGAAAAUAGUGCAGUGUCCAUUUAUUUUUUGAAUAACCUGUCAGAACUAUGGAACACCUCCAUAAAUUUUAGUAAUUCAAAUACCAUUUUCAACUUUUAUUUGUAGAACAAUUCUUUUGCGUUGAAAUAACACAUAGGAAACUGAAGUAUGGGUUUGUAUGAUCCUGGGGAAUAAAUUAUGUAAACAUAAAAAUGUUUAUUUUAUUUAUGUGAAACUUUGUUGUAAUACAAUCAGAUAUGUAUUUACUGUUGCAAUGCUUCUCAGUAUCCUGACAGUUAGAGUGGUACCGCUUAGUAGGUCUGUGAAAAUAGUAGGAUUAUUUUCAUUGACAAACGACAAACUUCUCUAUUGCACUGUCAAGUACACAUCUGUUAAUUGUAUCACGUGUCAAGUUCCUGUGAACUUUUGCCAUUCUUUAACUGAUCCACAUAAUUUUACAUUUUGUCUUUGUCAGCAUUAUGUGGUACUGACCUGUUGGCUAACUGUGGCAGUUGAUUUCGUCUUCAGUUUCAAGAUUCAUUUUGUAUGGAAUUACAUAUAACUUGACCAAUGCUGAUGUGAAAGUAGAACAAAUGUAUUCUUGAUCUUAGACAUUUGCUGCUGGUGUUUAAUCUUUACGCUUGAGCUGUGUCGCUUGUUAAGUGAUAUGAAAUGUUUUGGUUAAACAGUAGCCAUUUGCGGUCAGAAUUUUACAUUGGUAAAUUCUGUUUUCCUACUUGAUCUUUCAUUAUUUGCACCUGGUAAUUUACCAGAUGGUAAAUCAGGUUUUACACGUAAAGUAUAUAACUGAGAUAUGUCUUAUCACAACCUUGUAAUUGCAGUUGCCCAUCUAAUCUCUUAUUAAGAUGUGUGAGAGAACUGUUCAGCAUUGUGCAAAAGAAAAGGAAUAAUCCACUUCCUUUUGUUCCUUGUUUCCAGGUUGUGAAAAUGUGUUUCUACUUUGUAUACCAUACAUGUUCUGUUAUACUGGUACAUACAUAUUAAUUUAUUUCAUGUUCAUAAUGGAUAUGUAAUGUUGAUAUUUGGCUAACUAUUUGUGUACCAAGUGCACUGUCCAGAAACCUGUAACUAAUAUUUAAAAUCUGCUUUGAGAGUACAAAGAAUUAUUCAGUUAUAUUGUCUCUAAUAACUGAAAAUGUUCUUCUGUAGCUAAACGUAAUGUGUAUUGAGCUUUCCAGUUGUUUCCUUCUUGAUAAUACUGGAAAACUGCAUACUCUAAUUAUAAGCUAAAGCUGACUUCAGGAUGUUAAAUUUGUUAUCUUGUGGUCUUAUCUGAAAAUACAUAAUUUCUACAUAAUUUUUUAAAAAUAGUGUGAUACCUCACUGUCUUAUGCUGUUGUUACAGAGCUUUUUCUGUGUUCUGUUUUAUACUGUUCUUGAUAAUGCUCUGUAGCAAGCAUAUAGUGUUUUCCUGUGUUUAGUGUAAUGUCUUUUAUUGUAAUAAACCAUACUUAACUUAUUUUUGUCAAGUAAGUUAUAUUUGUUUUAAAAUUAGCAAGUUCACAUUUCUUAAUUUAUGUACUUCUUGUAAUGUAUAGAGUUUUGUAGAAUUAGCAUAGUGAUGAAAAUUUGUAAAUAAUGCUGUUUGUAAAUAUAUUGCAAAGAACUGUCCAACACAUCUAACUUGUUAUUUUAGAAACACGUGUGUGUGGAAGUUUUUGCAUGUAUGCAUAUGUUAUUUAAAUGUAACUAAAUGGCUUAAACAGCAUGUUCCAUGUAAAACACAACCCUAAGUGCUAUACAUGAGCCCGUUCAUAAAACAACAAAACCA
Messenger RNA from Zootermopsis nevadensis, 4669 nucleotides. RefSeq names its product autophagy-related protein 101 (gene Atg101). Lineage: Eukaryota; Metazoa; Arthropoda; Insecta; Blattodea; Termopsidae. The record is from RefSeq and is a predicted model, not a curated record. Gene Ontology annotation, molecular function: protein kinase binding. Gene Ontology annotation, biological process: autophagy; autophagosome assembly. Gene Ontology annotation, cellular component: Atg1/ULK1 kinase complex; phagophore assembly site.